Pollicipes pollicipes is the source of this 466-nucleotide messenger RNA. RefSeq lists its product as uncharacterized. The transcript has 3 exons. Lineage: Eukaryota; Metazoa; Arthropoda; Thecostraca; Pollicipedomorpha; Pollicipedidae. The record is from RefSeq and is a predicted model, not a curated record. The coding region runs from base 62 to 466 and encodes 134 amino acids.
UAUAAGGGCGGCGCCGCGCGGGGCCGGGCGAGUCGCCCCGUCUUCACAGGCCCGCCUCGCCAUGUUGUCGGCCCUUCUCCUCUGGAUCGGCGUCGCCGCCGUCGUCGCGGUCCCUGUGCCCACCGGGAACAGUGGUCCGCUUGGAUCGCUGCUGGGCGCGACGCCGAACUGCAAUAUCUCGAGCGAAUCGAGCCUGGGGCAGAGCGGCCGCACCGCCGGUAACGCCGCCGUGUCAGGCACCACCUCGACCAGCGGCUCGGCCAGCGGCCUCUGCGGCUUCCAGAGCCCCAUCGCCAAACUGAAGGACAACGGCGCCGUCAACUCGGGCGUCACCGGCACUGUUGUCUCUGCCGGCUUCGGCAGUGCCGGCCAGCAUGCCAACUCCAAAGGAGCCGUGGGCACCCCCACGGGCCGCGACACCCACCGUGACCAACAACGAGCGGACCCGGCUAGCGGCGGGUUCUAA